Molecule: messenger RNA, 2153 nt
Organism: Juglans microcarpa x Juglans regia
Lineage: Eukaryota; Viridiplantae; Streptophyta; Magnoliopsida; Fagales; Juglandaceae
Product: E3 ubiquitin protein ligase DRIP2
Molecular function (GO): ubiquitin-protein transferase activity
Source: RefSeq, a predicted model, not a curated record
AAACCCAAAGUAACACGCCCCGUUCACGUGACCACCUCGUGACAUGCUAAUGUACGCCGGCUGCCCAUUGCGACGCCAAUGAGAACUCAUCACAUAAGAGCUUCUCAGGCACGAGGAAAUAAAAAACAAUAUGACGUGGAGGAACGGAUGGUGUAAAGGUUAACACCGUAGGCUCCACGAGCGCAACCUAUCGGCUACCCCCCUGUUUUCUUUACAUAGAGGCGUCCCACUCGAUCUCGAACUCAUUCAGCCUUUGUAACAUACACAGGAAACAUUAUAAGGGCUUCAUGGUGGUAUUUUGUUACAGUUUAGUGUUUCUACAAUUGCGCCUCGAACGUUUCAUCAACCUCUUUGCCAUUGUCCAAAUCGUAUGAGAACCACGUCGAAGACUCCAAAAAUAUUCCACGCUCUCUUUUUUUUUUCUCGCCUACCUAACGGAAGCAGAGCCAAUAGAAGAAAAUUGUCGAACCCCAUCCAUUACUAUCAUUUUGUGGGGACGAUUUUUCUUCGUGAUUGCCGUGGUUUCUCGUCCAUAACGGUGUUAAAACUCAUGAUUUGUGGCCUGUUGUUGACAUGCAUCAUGUGGGUACGUGAAUAAGGAGGUGUUUAUGUUUGUUUUGUGCGUGUGUGGGGUCAGAGGACGAAGAAGAAGAAGAUGAUGAUGGCAAGCCAGACGGUGAAGGUACAGAGGGAAAAAAUCGCCGUAUGCAUGAACUGUCCUUUAUGCAAUAAGCUCUUCGAAGACGCCACCACCAUAUCUGAGUGCCUUCACACCUUUUGCAGGAAUUGCAUAUACGAGAAGUUAACAGAUGAGGAGUUGAAUCACUGCCCCGUGUGCAAUAUAGAUUUAGGUUGUGCUCCACUGGAGAAAUUAAGGGCAGACCACACUUUGCAAGGCUUAAGGGCUAAAGUCUUCCUUUUGGAGAAAAAAGCUGAUUCACCUGAGUUGAUGCCCUCAGUUCCAUGUUCAGGAAAAAGGAAGGAGAGAUCUCUCUCUUCGUUGGGGUUCAGCAUACCUAGACUAUCAGCCCGGCCUGGUCUGAUUGGAAGAAGAUUAAAAUCUGCUGCAAGAAAGUCUCUUGUUCUACAAGAAUCUACUCUUUUUGUUGAUGAGCCUGUUAGGAAGGAGGAAGACGAUAAGAAAGUGGGAAAUCGCCAUAAUCCUUCUAAUGCUGAGCCAUCUAAGCAAAACAUGUCUAAUAAAGGUAUAGACGACUAUCCUGAACCAUGUGAAGGGAAAACGGAUUUGUGGAAACCCAUCAAUUGCCUGGUGGAAGCUGCAAACAAAACGAAAUCUAUUAAAUUUACCUUACAUGGUACAUUGGCCAAACCCGCACUGCCUGAUGCUCACGACAAUGAAUCAGAUGUGCCUAAAGCCAAAAGAAAGAGACUUGGUCAUAAAUCAAAAGGCCAUGGUGAUGGAAAUGACCCGUCUUCUGUACCAUCAGGAUCAAUGAAACCUAGAAAGUUCCAAGGUUCUCGACAAAGAAGAGCUGCUGCCUCUAAGGGGUUGAAUAUUACAGGACAAGCUCUUGAUGUGAAUAGCAAGCAUGACAGAAGAUUUAGUCCAAUCUGGUUCGCAUUAGUUGCUUCUAAUGAUAAGGAGGGAGAUGCACCCCUGCCACAGAUAUCCUCAUGCUACUUGCGGGUUAAGGAUGGUAGUUUACCCGUUUCAUUUAUCAAAAAGUAUCUUGUGAAAAAACUGGAUCUUGAUAGUGAGGCUGAGGUGGAGAUCUUGUUGCGUGGUCAGCCACUGAUUUCUACACAGCAACUUCACAACUUGGUAGACUUGUGGUUGCAGACAAAACCAAUAUCAGAAAGAAUAUCGACAUCUGUGGGCAGCUCAGCCAAGGAUUUUGUGAUGGUUCUGUCUUAUGUUCGAAAGACAGCCACAUGAAUAUGCUUCAAUGACGUUUUUAGUUUGAGGCACCACUUUGAGGCAGCAUGAGUAGUCUUCCCGGCAUAUAUACAUGCAUUGGCGUGGAAAAUCGUAAAUUUCUUCUGUUUUAUUAAGACCACGCAUGGAUGCAUAUAUGUGCUAUAUAUACAUGGCGCCAUGUGUCGUGGACAUUUCAGGGUUUAUCUAAUUCCUUGAUAAAACUUGCUUCUACUGAAAUGAAGUAUUAUGGAAUGGGAUGCUUUUUUUUUUUUUU